This is a messenger RNA of Megalobrama amblycephala (Wuchang bream), 1963 nucleotides long. Its product is annotated as trace amine-associated receptor 13c-like. Gene Ontology annotation, biological process: G protein-coupled receptor signaling pathway. Lineage: Eukaryota; Metazoa; Chordata; Actinopteri; Cypriniformes; Xenocyprididae. Gene Ontology annotation, cellular component: membrane. Bases 579 to 1592 code for a protein of 337 amino acids. Gene Ontology annotation, molecular function: trace-amine receptor activity. The record is from RefSeq and is a predicted model, not a curated record. The transcript has a single exon.
UACUGUUCAGUAAGUUGCAAAAUAGUCUUAAAACCCAACUUAAAAAUGUGCUAAUUGUGAUAAGAUUGUUGAUUGCGAUCAUGUCUGAAAAAAAAAAAAAAAGAAAAUGUGAUAUAUUUCAUAUCUGGAUCCAUUACAAUUAGAAGGCUAAAAAUUACAAUGUUUGUGUGUAAAUGUACCUUAGAUAUGAUCUAAACAUUAAGGACAAGUUGUUGGCCUUGCAUUCAUCAUUGAUAUUAGUGACAAGCAUCAAGUCCCCACUGAGGUAUGUGAAUUUUGUUUGUGACCACUUAUGCACUUACAUCAGAUGUGAUAGAGUCAGUAUUCUUUUAGUUUCUACCGACACCUAUUGGUGUGGAUAUAGUAUCACGUAAAACCAAUUUCAUGUCUCUCAUUUGUCUCUUUUGAUCAGCAAUUUUACUGCUAAAGUUGAGAUGAAAGAAAAUAAUUAUAAGUAAUUGUCAUUAUGCAGCAUCGGAGUGAGCGGUAGAUGGGUUGGUCAGUGUGAUUCAGACACUGUAUAAAUGAAAGGACAGUAAGGAGAGCAGAACAAACUCCUAACAGGAGGAGACUCACUCAUGGCCUAUGAGACAGAGGAUCAUGAGACUCAAUACUGCUUUCCUGCCAUCAACUCAUCAUGUAUCAAGGGAAAACGCUCCAGACAUGAAUACAAUUUCAUGUAUGUUUUUUUUUCAUUGCUGUCAGCAUGGACUGUGUUUCUGAACCUGCUGGUGAUCAUCUCCAUCUCUCACUUCAAGAAGCUUCACACUCCAACCAACCUGAUUAUUCUCUCUCUGGCUGUGGCCGACCUGCUUAUGGGACUUAUUGUGAUGCCUGUAGAGGCCUUUAAACUGAUUGAGACGUGUUGGUACUUUGGAGACACUUUAUGUGCAAUGUUUAUGGCAGUUAUGGGGGUGCUUCUCUCAGCAUCUCUCAGUAAUUUAGUUUUAAUUGCCAUUGAUCGUUAUGUGGCUGUGUGUCACCCUUUACUGUACCCACAGAAAAUAACCACAACUAAAACCUUAAUGAGCAUCUGUCUCUUCUGGUCUUGUUGUUCAGCUUAUAACUUUGCCAUUGUAAUAUGUAACGGAUAUUUUGACACACCACACAGAACCAAUGCAUGUUACGGUGAGUGUAUUGCUGUGAUUAGUUCUGCUUGGAGAUUCACUGAUUUGACUUUUUCUUUCGUAUGUCCUUGUAUGGUGAUCAUCACAGAGUAUUUGAGGAUAUUUUAUGUAGUACAUCAGCAGGUGAAAGUGAUAAACUCUCUGGUGAAGGGUAGUAAAUGUGUAAUGGAAGUUUCAGUGAGGAGAAAAUCUGAGAGCAAAGCUGCUCUGACUUUAGGAAUCAUUGUGACGGUUUAUCUGUUUUGCUGGAUUCCAUACUAUAUCUCGACUCUAACUGAAAUUACAGUUAACACUUUCACAACAGUAACAUUUCUAUCAUGGACUUUGUAUAUUAACUCAGGACUAAAUCCUCUUAUCUAUGCGUUAUUUUACCGCUGGUUUAAAAUAUCAGUUAAACACAUCUUUACUCUUAAAAUAUUGGAGCCAGCAUCCUCUUUCAUGGAUAUUUUUACAGAUUAUUCAUGAUUUUUGUCUAGGGUUGUGUUUUUUGUUUGUUUGUUUGUUUGUUUGUUUGUUUGUUUUUUUCCAGCUGAUAAAGCACACACUUAAAGUGUAGUUCUGUAAAGUUUGUGAAGUGGAUGUAAACACAAUUGAUAUCAGAUAUCUUUCCAUAAACACAUUAACUGAAAAAAGUGAGGUAUUUUAAACAUGUUGUAUAUUUAAAUUAAAUGAAAUAGUUACAAUUAUUAUGUUAUGUACUAUACUCAUGUGUUUCUUUCUGACUUCUUGAUGGCAUACAACAAAGUGACAAAGCUGUCUCAAAUCGGACAAAAAAUGUUAACCUGCAUGCAGUGCUUCAAGCCAGACAGUGAUUGGUCUGUGCAGCACUGCAUGAA